Molecule: messenger RNA, 567 nt
Organism: Colletotrichum spaethianum
Lineage: Eukaryota; Fungi; Ascomycota; Sordariomycetes; Glomerellales; Glomerellaceae
Exons: 2
Coding region: 1-567 (188 amino acids)
Molecular function (GO): protein binding
Source: RefSeq, a predicted model, not a curated record
AUGUCCACAUCCUCCGAAAAUAACACCUCGUCUGAGGGUAGGAAAGAGAUCGGCGGCGAGCAAGACAGUGAUCUCACCAGCAUAACGGAUAUCGCGGUUGACAAGGGAAGCUUGAGGCGUUUUGUCGUCUGUUCGAAGACUUUGGCCCAGGCUUCUCACAUCUUCGACGCCAUGCUUUUUGGGGACUUUGCAGAAGCGCAACACCAUCCCAACCACAGCUGGGUUGUUCGUCUGCCUGCUGAUUCCCCUGAGGUGAUGCAUAUCAUUCUCACCGUUGCCCACGACCAUCUUGAGGAUCUUCCCUCGACCAUGUCGGUCACGGAGCUGGUAGAACCUCUUGUUCAGGCAGACAAGUACGAAAUGACUCAUCUCCUGGGCCGCUGGCUUCCAAAGUGGUUUGAUCAGAAGAUGGACGUUGGCGCAUGCGACGACAAACGAGGACUUGCCUGGCUAGCGCGGGAGAUUGGGGCUGCCACCGUCUUUAAAAGGUUGGCUGUCAAUUUGGGGUAUGAUUGCCGCCUUAAAUGGGAUGCAGAAAAUGGAGGUUGGAAGCGCCCGUUUCAGUAA